Molecule: messenger RNA, 2968 nt
Organism: Gopherus flavomarginatus (Mexican gopher tortoise)
Lineage: Eukaryota; Metazoa; Chordata; Testudines; Testudinidae
Product: claudin-3-like
Exons: 4
Coding region: 1759-2403 (214 amino acids)
Biological process (GO): cell adhesion; bicellular tight junction assembly
Cellular component (GO): bicellular tight junction; plasma membrane
Molecular function (GO): structural molecule activity
Source: RefSeq, a predicted model, not a curated record
UACCUGAAGGGGGGUUCCAAAGAGGAUGGAGUUCGGCUGUUCUCAGUGAUGGCAGAUGACAGAACAAGGAGCAAUGGUCUCAAGUUGCAGUGGGGGAGGUCUAGGUUGGAUAUUAGGAAAAACUUUUUCACUAGGAGGGUGGUGAAGCACUGGAAUGGGUUCCCUAGGGAGGUGGUGGAAUCUCCUUCCUUAGAGGUUUUUAAGGCCUGGCUUGACAAAGCCCUGGCUGGGAUGAUUUAGUUGGGGUUGGUCCUGCUUUGAGCAGGGGGUGGAACUCGAUAAUCUCCUGAGAUUCCUUCCAACCCUGAGAUUCUAUGAUUCUAUGAUCCAGAGCUGACAGCUGUGUCCAUUAUGACAAGGGCUUUGAAACAUGGGUGGCUUAGACAGGAGCAGUCAUAAGGGCCUGUCUCAAUGCUGUAAAUGCUGAGGACUGGCAUCCACUUGACAUUUGUUGCAGGUCAACUUGAGUUAGUCCACAUUAAAGUGCCUGGCUCCAGCUCUGCUGAGAAUCCAGUGAUGUGUUAGCACUUCAGAAGUGAGGUCGCCAUGGUGGGAUAAGGUUACUCACAGCAAGAGAGCUGCUGCUGGAUCCCCACCCUGAACCAAUUGACAGGCAUUUUCCCCAUCCUCCUACUGCUAACCCAUGAGCCUGGCCGACUCUGAGUCAUCCUGUGCUUUUACCUGCUGUGGGGGCAUCCCGCCCACGUAACCUUCCCUUUUACAUGCUAACAUGCAGCCAGGUUGUCUUUUGUGUUUCCAGCUCUUGUGCAGUUCACCCCGCUCUCUCUCGUGCUCCUGGUUAACAGGCAGUCCUGCCCUGUGCUGCAGAGUGAUCCUGGUUUGAGAUCCAUUGUCCUGUGGAGAAAGAAGCUUUGAUCUGGCACAUCUGAAUGCUAGCCCCCAAGCAAGUGAAGGACAGGGCUCAUGGCCAGAAUCCUUGCCAGUGCCCCCCCACGCCCUCGGGAGAGGAGCUCGCGGUCGGUUAUACACGUUGGCUGGGGCAGCAGGGAGGCAGCAGUCGGCACUGGCAGGUGUGCAGGCUGAUGGUUUGGUGCUGGUGGCUUUCCCGCUGCAUGUCGCCACCUGGAGCCUGAGGAGUGGACGCUCGGGCAUGCGUCCGUGGGCCUCAUCAGUCUGGACACAGCAUUGAGUUCAUGGCCUCCACUCUGACCCUGGAACAGGAGCAGCUACUAAAACCAGAGUGUCCUAUUCCUGCCCUUUACAGGGUCUGCUGCGUCCUCCCUGGAGUCUGAGAUGACACCCCCAGGUGGCCCUUUCCAGGUAGCACAGGAAUCCACUCCAGUCUUUCUCCUAAUCCCUAGCACUGUGUCUGCCUGGCACCAGCCCAGCGAGCAUCUGUCACCAGGGAUGGCCAUGAAAACAGCAGGCUGGAACUCAGGGCCCAGCGGGGAAGGGUUCUGGCUCCACCUCCUGCCUCCUCCCCCAUUCUCCUCUCUCAUCAAUGCCAUCUCCAUAAACAAAGGGGGAGUGGGGCUGAGGUGGUGGCAGAGGAGUCAGCGAAAGGGAAAGAGUCCGAUGGUGAAACCCCACCCCUGCGUGAGUGAGCAGCACUGAGGUAAUGCAGCCCAGCCCUGGCUCCACUCACUCAUAUAAGGCAGCCACCGACACAGGUGCACUCAGGAGUGAGCGGAUCCUCUGGAGCUUACACAGACAGCGACAGGUGCCCGCAGGUGCUGCCAGCUAAGGAGUCCCACUCCCUUUCUGCCAUUGCCUUGAAAGUACCUAGGGCGUGGCAACAUGUCGAUGGGGCUGGAGAUCGGUGGGGUGGCCCUGUCGGUGGUGGGCUGGGUGGGCGCCAUCCUGUGCUGUGCACUGCCCAUGUGGAGGGUGACGGCCUUCAUCGGGAACAACAUCGUGACAGCCCAGAUCAUCUGGGAGGGGCUGUGGAUGAACUGUGUGGUGCAGAGCACGGGCCAGAUGCAGUGCAAGGUCUACGACUCCAUGCUGGCGCUGCCCCAGGACCUGCAGGCUGCUCGCGCCCUGGUGGUGAUCGCCAUUGUGCUGGCCAUCCUGGGGCUCAUGGUUGCCCUCAUCGGAGCGCAGUGCACCAGGUGCGUGGAAGAUGAGACCACCAAGGCCAAGAUCACCAUUGUGUCUGGGGUGAUCUUCUUGCUGUCUGGGAUCAUGACCCUCAUCCCUGUGUGCUGGUCAGCCAACACCAUCAUCCGCGACUUCUACAAUCCUGUGGUGUUGGAGUCACAGAAGCGGGAACUGGGAGCCUCCCUCUACAUAGGCUGGGCAGCUGCAGCACUGCAGCUGUUUGGGGGGGCUCUGCUCUGCUGCUCUUGUCCCCCCAAGGAUGAGAAAUACAUUGCAGGCAAGGUGGCUUACUCUGCUCCCCGAUCCACCGGACCCAGCUACGACAAGAGGAACUACGUGUGAGGAAGGCAGCGGAGCACCCCUCCUGCCUGCCCUGAUCCAUUCAUCAGACUGCUCCUGACUUCACUGCCUCCCUCACUGCUCUUUGUAGCCCUUAGGACCCCUGGGGAACAUGGCCACCGCUUGCUGCCCCAAGGACAAUGGUUGGCUGGCUGCUCACCAGACUGAUUGUCAUUCCAAGGGCUGGGUGGAGGAGGAACUGCUCCGUCUCCCUCAGGGCUGCUGGCGAGGGGAAGCAAGACCCUGAUAAGACUCUCAUUUCUAUUUGUAGAUACUUUGUCUUUGAUCUAUUACACCCCAGCUCUGAGACACCCUCAUCCCCACUGGCUGGAGAAACCCCACUGGGCUCCGUUCCUCCCUCAAACCCAACAGAUUCCUCCAGCUGGCACCCUGGCAAACACUCUGCCUGAGAGUCAGGCCCCAGGGCAGGGAGGAGCAGAAGGGUAACUUAGAGUGAAGAGGUAUUUGUGCUGAAUGUGCCAGCAGCCUCUCCCAGCUGGCACUGGCUAUGCCCUGGGUGUUAGGACCCCCUCCUUUUCCCUACCUCCCAGGAGUUUUCUCUGAGGCA